AUGAAUAAGGGAUCUGAUCAAGCAGCAUUCACUGUGGGAGAUCUUGAUGAAGUGACAAAGUAUGAAGCAGGACGAUACAUUAGCACUUUUGAGGCAGUUUGGCGAAUUCUGAGUUUUCCUAUCCACGAGAGAUUCCCUCCAGUUAUGCAUCUUGCUAUCAACAAUUCCAAAACAACACUUAUGGCUUUUUUUGAACUUUGUAAAGUGGACAAUUUUGCGAAAAAAUUAUUAUAUUAUGAAGUUCCAGCUUAUUAUGUCUGGAGAAAACACCAGUUUCACAGAAGAAAACAAGGAAAAAUUGUGCCAGGUUAUUUAGGUAUAAAAAAAGAUCAUGUUUUAGGCAGAGUGUAUACUGUCCAUCCUACCAAUACUGAAUGUUAUUACCUCCGUCUUCUUUUGCAUGAAGUUCGCGGUCCAGAGUCAUUUACGGCUUUAAAAACUAUAAAAGAUGUAAUCUAUCCUACAUUUCAAGAAGCUUGCAGAGUAAUGGGAUUGCUCCAAGACGAUGCUCAUUGGGAUCAAACUUUAGCAGAAGUCUCAAUUUCUGAUUCAUCUUACAAAAUACGUGAAUUGUUUGCUGUUAUGUUAGUUUUUUGCCAAGUUGGAGAUCCGAUUAAAUUAUGGGAUAAAUAUCGAGAUAAUUUCACGGACGACAUUAAAAGACGAAUGAGUAGGAAUCGCGAAAACUCUGAGUUAGAUCUUGAUAUUGUUUACAAUCAAUGUUUGAUUAAUCUUGAAGAUAUGGUCAUUGCUAUGUCAGGUAAGACUCUUUUACAAUUUGGACUCACUUCACCAUCUCGAGAACAAGAAUCUGUUAUUAUUAAUCAACAAUAUUUAAAUGAAUUAGCUUAUGACACUGCUAAGUUAACCGAAGAAGUGAUAAAAAGUGUUCCGAUACUGAAUAAAGAACAGAAAGAAGCAUAUGAAUCUAUAUUGAAUAGUGUCGUUUCUGAUUCUGGACGAUUGUUCUUCCUUGAUGCUCCUGGUGGAACGGGAAAAACAUUCUUGAUUAAUUUGUUGCUUGCGAAAAUUAGAAGUGAAAAAAGUAUUGCUAUUGCUGUUGCUUCUUCAGGAAUUGCGGCUACUUUAUUUUACGGAGGCAAAACAGCUCACUCGACAUUUAAAUUACCUCUUGAAAUGAAUCAUUCUGAUAAUAUUCUAUGCAAUAUUUCUAAGCAGAGUGAUAUGGCUCACGUUAUCAGAGAAGCAAAACUGAUAGUAUGGGAUGAAUGCACUAUGGCUCACAAAAAUGCUAUUGAAGCUUUCAACAGAACUCUUAAGGAUAUAAGAAAUAGUGACCGAAUAAUGGGUGGAAUAACUGUUGUUUUAGCUGGUGACUUCAGACAAACUUUACCUGUUGUACCACGAGGUACACGUGCAGAUGAAGUCAAAGCCUGUCUCAAAUCCUCAGUUUUAUGGCCUCAUGUUAACGUACUGUCUUUGAAAAUUAAUAUGCGCGUUCAUAUGCAACAUGAUUUGAGAGCAGAAGAAUUUUCAGAGUUACUCAUUGAUAUAGGGAAUGGACAAAUUUCAGAAGUUGACGGACGAAUAAGUAUUCCGGAUAACCUAGGUGAUAUUGUUGAUGAUUUAACUACAUUAACUGAUAAAAUAUACCCAGAUAUCAAUAAAAUUGGAGUUAAUUACUCUUCAUGGCUAAAAGAAAGAGCUAUUCUGACUCCAACGAAUGAUUCAGCAAAUAGCAUUAACAACUUUCUUCUGGAAAAGCUAUCAACUAAUCAAAUGAAGUAUAAAUCUAUUAAUACAGUCGUAGAAGUUGAUGAUGCUGUCCAUUAUCCUGCCGAGUUCUUACAUACACUCAAUCCACCCGGAAUACCAUCUCAUAUUCUCAAUCUUAAAAUUGAAGCACCAAUAAUGUUACUGCGCAAUUUGAAUCCUCCAAAACUAUGUAACGGUACUAGACUACAAGUGAAAAAUUUACAUAAAAAUAUUAUUGAAGCUACAAUUUUAACAGGUAAACAUGAAGGAGAAGUCGUAUUUAUUCCAAGAAUUCCUUUGGUUCCAUCUGACUACCAUUUCAACUUUAAACGUCUACAAUUUCCUGUUAGGGUUUGCUAUGCUAUGACUAUCAAUAAAGCGCAGGGGCAGAGUUUAAAAUUAGCUGGUGUAGAUUUGAGACAUGAUUGUUUUUCUCAUGAAAAUAGUUCAGAAAUCCCUGAUAUUAAACAAGAAAACUUAGAUUACGAGUAUAUGGACUAUGAGUCAGACUCUGAGUCAGAAAUGCUUAGUUCAACACCCAAAUUAAAAAUCAAAUCCGGUAAUGAACUUAAUGACCUUAUGCUCAUACAUAGUCUCAGCACACAUGACUCAAACAAUUCUCAAAUAUCAAGUCAAAAUAAACGACAACCAUCAUUUCAGACUAGAACUGAGAGUACUUCAAAGUUGUCGUCGAUAACAAGCGUUAAAUCAGAAACUUUACCUUCUGAUCCCAUAAUCACUUGUAAUUCUAAGAAACAGUCAUUUUUGUCACCAUCUAAAUCAUUAAUACCGACCCCUACAACGUCAACGACCAACACCGAAGAAGCUUCAACAUUUAUCACCCAACUCAACAUUGGCAGAAUUCCUAGACCAACAAUGGUUCAGCCUGGCAUAACUUCUACAGCUCCAACACUUAUAGUAGCUGUACCCGAUCCGUCAGACAACAACGUGGCAGCCAAAUUUAAAGAGCUCAUGCCGCAUGACAGAAGCCACUUGACUUCACUAUCUCAACCAAACUUCAGGUUUACUUAUGAACAACCUGAAUGA
Cotesia glomerata is the source of this 2763-nucleotide messenger RNA. RefSeq lists its product as uncharacterized. Gene Ontology annotation, molecular function: DNA helicase activity. The record is from RefSeq and is a predicted model, not a curated record. Gene Ontology annotation, biological process: telomere maintenance; DNA repair. The transcript has 3 exons. Lineage: Eukaryota; Metazoa; Arthropoda; Insecta; Hymenoptera; Braconidae. Bases 1 to 2763 code for a protein of 920 amino acids.